Molecule: messenger RNA, 614 nt
Organism: Micromonas pusilla CCMP1545
Lineage: Eukaryota; Viridiplantae; Chlorophyta; Mamiellophyceae; Mamiellales; Mamiellaceae
Gene: RPS10
Product: 40S ribosomal protein S10
Exons: 4
Coding region: 80-514 (144 amino acids)
Cellular component (GO): cytosolic small ribosomal subunit
Molecular function (GO): RNA binding; structural constituent of ribosome
Source: RefSeq, a predicted model, not a curated record
CCGGACGCACUCACGUCGCCAAGGGUCGACCAACACCCUCUAGACGCGCCGACGUCGUUGAUAAACAGCCCUAGUCAGCAUGCUAAUUCCCAAGAAGAACCGCAAGGAGGUUUACAAGUACCUCUUCCGCGAGGGCGUCAUAUACGCGAAGAAGGACUUUAAUCUCCCAUCUCACCCUGAGAUCAAGGACGUCCCUAACCUCCAGGUUAUAAAGCUUAUGCAAUCAUUCACAUCAAAGGAGCUCGUCAAGCAGAUCUUUUCGUGGAGGUACUUCUAUUGGUAUCUCACGAAUGAAGGGAUCGAAUACCUCCGUGAGUAUCUCAACCUGAGCGCAGAUGUAGUCCCUAACACUCUGAAGAAGUCCACACGUCCACCGACGAGACCGAUGGCGGAUGAACGCGCCCCUAGGCGUGAUGCCCCCCCAGGCCGCGGUGGUGGUGGUCGCGAAGGGUACCGAGCCGAGCGCCCGGGCGGAUUUGGCCGAGGAGGUGGUGACAAGCCGCAGUAUGCUUGAGGGCACUUAGGAAAGUUGGGCGAGUCAGGAGUGUCAGUACUGCUUUUUUCACGGUCUUAAGCUCAAUACUGAAAAUUCACACACAUCACAUGGCAGACAC